Molecule: messenger RNA, 4773 nt
Organism: Monodelphis domestica (gray short-tailed opossum)
Lineage: Eukaryota; Metazoa; Chordata; Mammalia; Didelphimorphia; Didelphidae
Gene: TAOK3
Product: TAO kinase 3
Biological process (GO): protein phosphorylation; regulation of cytoskeleton organization
Cellular component (GO): cytoplasm
Molecular function (GO): protein serine/threonine kinase activity; ATP binding
Source: RefSeq, a predicted model, not a curated record
UACAUGUAUAUUUAUAUAUCUUAAUAUCUAUUUAGGGAAGGCCUUUUUAUUUCCAAAACAACACAUUAGCAUCAAGGCAUUUUACAAAGAGUAAUGACUUCUGGGAAGGAUAUUUUCCAGCGUUUAGAUUAACUAGGCAUUCUGUUGUUGGCAUAUAGUAACUUGAGGGCUUUGGGGGCCACUGUGAGAAGGGAGUUUUGGUUUUUUGUUUGGCUGACGGUAUUUAUUAAAGUAAUUCUAUGCUACUACAAUUUGAAGCAAAUACUUCCUAGCCCUUAAGAAAAAUGUAUUGGCUUGGGUCAGCCUUAAAUCUCCUUAAGUUGGUUGGUUUAGGAAAGGCAAGAUAAGACGCCCAUAGGCACUUGCACCUGUAAGAACCAAUAGGAGUGGUUACAGGAAAUACUUAAGCUUGCUAUGCUGAUAGAAAUGAGCUCUCAGUGGGUGCUGUUUUUAUCAGUAGUUCCUUAUAAGGGUUAUAGAAGAGUUCCUAGCGGAGUAGUCCGGUUCUCUUUUGUCUGGGGAUUUAGGUUGUUGUGUUUUUUAUUUUUUUAUUUUUAAUGAGGAAUCAUUGAACAAUCUGACAAGUGGUCCAGGAGAGCGGUUAUUUUAAUUCCUUUCAGUGCCAAAGAACUGGUAUACUGAACAAAGAGAGCUGGGGCCAUUACAGAAGGAAAAGAAAAAAUGACCUAUUUAUGAUGAAAUGAGUCCAAGCAAGAGAGUAUACUUUACGCCACAGAGAAAAAGGUUCUGAAGGUUCAUCAAGAAUUCCUUUGUCAAUGAAGGGGAAAACUGCCUGGGAUAUUGACAAGCAGAGGUUGUAAUACUCUUCACCAUGCGCAAAGGGGUGCCAAAGGACCCAGAGAUAGCAGACCUGUUCUAUAAGGAAGAUCCUGAAGAUUUUGUUGGUUUACAUGAAAUUGGACAUGGAAGCUUUGGAGCAGUUUACUUUGCCACAAAUUCCCACACCAAUGAAGUGGUGGCAAUUAAGAAAAUGUCUUACACUGGGAAACAAACCAAUGAGAAAUGGCAGGAUAUUCUUAAGGAAGUCAAAUUUUUACGACAGUUGAAGCACCCCAACACCAUUGAAUAUAAAGGCUGCUAUUUGAAAGAGCACACUGCCUGGUUGGUGAUGGAAUAUUGUUUAGGAUCAGCCUCUGACUUAUUAGAAGUCCAUAAGAAACCACUUCAGGAAGUAGAGAUUGCUGCCAUUGCCCAUGGUGCCUUGCAAGGCCUUGCCUACCUGCAUGCUCACAUGCUGAUUCACAGGGACAUUAAGGCUGGAAACAUUCUCCUAACAGAGCCAGGUCAGGUGAAGCUAGCUGAUUUUGGGUCGGCCUCCAUAGCCUCUCCCGCCAACUCCUUUGUGGGGACACCUUACUGGAUGGCUCCAGAGGUCAUCCUAGCCAUGGACGAAGGACAGUAUGACGGCAAAGUAGAUGUCUGGUCUCUUGGGAUCACGUGCAUUGAGUUAGCGGAACGGAAGCCCCCCCUUUUCAACAUGAAUGCAAUGAGUGCCUUAUAUCACAUAGCCCAGAACGACUCCCCGGUGUUACAGUCGAAAGAAUGGACGGACUCCUUUAGGGGAUUUGUUGAUUACUGCUUACAGAAAAUACCUCAGGAAAGGCCAACGUCAGUGGACCUAUUGCGGCAUGACUUUGUACGCCGAGAUCGGCCCCUACGGGUCCUCAUUGACCUCAUACAGAGGACAAAGGAUGCAGUUCGCGAGCUGGAUAACUUACAAUAUCGGAAAAUGAAGAAAAUCCUUUUCCAAGAGGCACGGAAUGGGCCUUUGAACGAGUCACAGGAGGAGGAAGAAGACAGUGAACAUGGGACAAGCCUGAGCAUAAAUAUGGACAGCCUGGGCAGCAACCACUCCAUUCCAAGCAUGUCUGUGAGCACGGGCAGUCAGAGCAGCAGUGUCAACAGCAUGCAGGAGGUCCUAGAUGAGAGCAGCUUGGAAGUGGGCAUGACACAUGAUGAUGAAGGCAUCAUUAAUUCCGGUUCCUCCGUCGUGCACAAGAAGGAUCAUGUAUUCAUAAGGGAUGAGGUGGGCCACAGGGAUUCCAGGCCUGAACUGCGGCCUACCCAGUCAGUCCAGAGUCAGGCCCUCCACUACCGGAACCGAGAGCGCUUUGCUACUAUCAAAUCAGCAUCUUUGGUUACACGGCAGAUCCAUGAGCAUGAGCAGGAGAACGAGUUGCGGGAACAGAUGUCAGGAUAUAAGCGGAUGCGGCGCCAGCACCAGAAGCAGCUGAUUGCCCUGGAGAACAAGCUGAAGGCUGAGAUGGACGAGCACCGCCUGAAGCUGCAGAAGGAGGUGGAGACGCACGCCAACAACGCGUCCAUCGAGCUCGAGAAGCUGGCCAAGAAGCAAGUGGCCAUCAUAGAGAAGGAGGCAAAGGCGGCUGCAGCAGAUGAAAGAAAGUUCCAGCAACAGAUCUUGGCUCAGCAAAAGAAAGACUUGACAACUUUCUUAGAAAGUCAGAAGAAGCAGUAUAAGCUUUGCAAGGAAAAAAUAAAGGAGGAGAUGAAUGAAGACCACAGCACACCCAAGAAAGAGAAGCAAGAGCGCAUCUCCAAGCAUAAGGAGAACCUUCAGCACACCCAGGCCGAAGAGGAAGCCCACCUCCUCACCCAGCAGAGACUGUACUAUGAUAAGCACUGCCGGUCCUUCAAGCGGAAAGCGAUGCUCAAAAGGCACGAGAUGGAGCAGCAGAACAUCCGGGAGGAGCUCAAUAAGAAGAGGACGCAGAAGGAGAUGGAGCACGCCAUGCUGAUCCGGCACGACGAGUCGACGCGGGAGCUGGAGUACAGGCAGCUGCACACGCUGCAGAAGCUACGAAUGGACCUGAUCCGCCUGCAGCACCAGACCGAGCUGGAGAACCAGCUGGAGUACAACAAGCGGCGGGAGCGCGAGCUGCACCGGAAACAUGUCAUGGAGCUUCGGCAGCAGCCCAAGAACCUCAAGGCCAUGGAGAUGCAAAUCAAGAAGCAGUUUCAGGACACUUGCAAAGUCCAGACCAAACAGUAUAAAGCACUCAAGAAUCACCAGUUGGAAGUCACUCCAAAGAAUGAGCACAAAACAAUCUUGAAGACACUGAAGGAUGAGCAGACAAGGAAACUGGCCAUUUUGGCAGAACAGUAUGAGCAGAGUAUUAAUGAGAUGAUGGCCUCUCAAGCGUUAAGGCUGGAUGAGGCGCAAGAAGCCGAGUGCCAGGCCCUGAGGCUGCAGCUACAGCAGGAGAUGGAGCUGCUCAACGCCUACCAGAGCAAAAUCAAGAUGCAGACGGAGGCCCAGCAUGAGCGGGAGCUCCAGAAGCUGGAGCAGAGGGUGUCUCUGCGCAGGGCACAUCUUGAGCAAAAGAUUGAAGAGGAGCUGGCCGCCCUUCAGAAGGAACGCAGCGAGAGGAUCAAGUUUCUAUUGGAAAGACAAGAGCGUGAGAUUGAAACUUUUGACAUGGAGAGCCUCCGAAUGGGAUUUGGGAAUUUGGUUACAUUAGAUUACCCUAAGGAGGACUAUAGAUGAGAUUAAAUUUUUUUGCCAUUUACAAAAAAAGUGAAAAAAUGAAAAAAUUAAAACCCUGCAAACCCACAUUCCCCAUUGGAACGGGCGUGGCUCUCGCGCUCUCUCUCUUACUCUUACUGACAUCGUGUCGGACUAGUGCCUGUAUAUUCUUACUCCAUCAGGGCCCCCUUCCUCCCCCGUGUCAAGUCGCAGUGCUGGCCACCCCCCGGCCCACUCUUUUACUCAUAGUACGUCCCAGUAUUGAUGUGAUUAUCAAAUGUUUCAGUGAAAACUUUGGAGACAGUUUUAACAAAACCAACAGACCAACAAACACGAGUUUUUUAACGUGGAUGUAUGUUUCUUUAAGCGAUCACUCAUGACCACCCACCUCUGAAAGUCAAGCAAAAAAACCAUAAAAGAUAAGGAAAAACCCAGUCUAAAUGCCAAGGGGGAGAGAGACACAAAUCCGCAGCCUUACACCUUAAACAGCUGCUACAUUCUUCUUUCUUUCCUUCCUUCCUUCCUUUCUUUCUUUCCUUCUUUUUUUGGUAUUUAUUCAUCAGGAAUUUAAAACAAAGUUUUAUUAAAGAUUGAGAAAUUUGAUACAUUUUACAGAAUCUAAUUGUGAUGUACAUAUCAGUGGUGACAUAUUAAUUACUUUUUUGGGGCGGGGGGCGGGCGGGGGGGCGGGCGGGGGGCAGAGAUAUUGUGAUUUUUAAGAACCUGCUGGCAAGGCUUUCGCUUGCCUUCAGCAUAUUCUGAUUGUAUCCUAAUCAUUUUCUGCUGUCGCAGAGAAUGUGAAUACACUUAAGGAGCUCACAGAUUCCCAGUAGCACAAAUUGGGCUUAAGCAAAUCGUGUAUUUUGUGUAUAGAAGGAAUUUAAGGAGAGGUAUGACUUAUUUUCAUAUUGUAUUUUAACUGUUUCUCUGAUCAAAUUUUUUUACUUCCUCCUCGUCCUCUUCCUCCCCCGCCCUUUCCGGCUCAAUCUCCGACGCUGUCUCUCGACCAGACGAUCUUGUUCUUUUUUCUUUGGAUCCCCCCUCCCGCCUCCCAUCCCCGUCCCAUCUCUUGGUCAUAAAUACUACAUUAUUCACACUUUCAAACUGUGUAUUUUCUUACAAUAAAAAACGGUUUAAAAGAAAUGUUUGACUUCUUUUGCAUGCACUUUAAAGACAACAACGAGCAAACCCUUUUCCGGUUCCCAGGAAGAGCAUGAUAAACUGUCAGAGCUUUUAAUUAUAUUUGUAAAUAAAAGUGUUCAUCACGA